AUGGCGACGUUAUCGAGCCUCGAUGUGAAUAAUACUACGCCUGCUGUUGUUACUUGGCGAUGGAGCAAUGAGACGCGUUUCUUGGUUGGGCCUGACCCUCAGAUCAGAGAUAUCACCAUCACAACUCGUUUCGACAGUCAAGAGACGUUGUUCGAUCUCAACAUCCCCAUCAGGCUCAAGGGCAUCAAGACGGGGACGUCCUUGAUCGUCAGAGUCCUUCCAUCGUCCAUAUCCUCCUUUGACUUCAUCGAGGCCCCUUCAGUUCCCGACGAGGUGCGCGACAAGUUCCACUCGAGUACCCUCCUUCUCGACUUCCGUUUGAACCAGCAACCCAAACUCCUCGUCUCUGUCGAGGCUGAAGAACCGUUAUCUCCCCUACGGACACAAUCGGGUGUUGUCCUCGAUGCCCUUCGUGAGCUUGCAAACGUCACCGUGUUCUCCGUCUACAUCACAAACUCAGCAACGUCCAAGGCGCAGCUCCGACAGAUCCGAAACGCGAUCAGCGAGGGCCUGUUCCUCUUCAUCCAAGAUGACCUCACCACCAUGUUUCGCGGCACGGGAGGCAAGGUCGUCACCCUCCCGCCUCCUACACAAUUACCCCCGCCAUCCUACGACGAAACAGAACCUCCACCGCCUCCCGCCCCGAUCUAUGACCGAAAGCGACCGCGAAAAGACGAUCGUGAAGAGCGAGACGACGACAUCGCGUUGAUCUGGGCGAAGCUGGAGAUGAUACAGACGCGGCAUAGCGAGGAGAUGUAUGCGCUCAGAGACGAGAACAAAGACCUCAAGCAGGAGAUCAAUGAUCUGCGCGAGCGAUUGAUCGAGUCUGAGAGGAAGCGUCAAGACUUGGAAGAGGAGUUUGGGUCCUUGGCGGGAUUGACGGCUGAGAGGGUUAAAGAGUUGGAGGAACAUACGGACGUUACGUUCUCGGAAGUCUGGCAGGACAUGGGGGAAUUGACCAGCGAGGUCGAGGCCAUGAAGCUGCGGAUUGACGAGGAUGAGUUGGUGAAUAAAGUCAAGUUCAGAGUUGUUGAUCACAUCACGGCGAGUCUAUCUCGCGACAUGCCGCCGGAUGAUUAA
Fusarium redolens is the source of this 1080-nucleotide messenger RNA. RefSeq lists its product as uncharacterized. NCBI's taxonomy places the organism in Eukaryota, Fungi, Ascomycota, Sordariomycetes, Hypocreales, Nectriaceae. The record is from RefSeq and is a predicted model, not a curated record. The transcript has a single exon. The coding region runs from base 1 to 1080 and encodes 359 amino acids.